ACGACUAUUGUAUAGGCAGGCAAUGGCUCCGAUUAGUAACAUCUUGUUUUCUAUCUUCUAGAAUCAAGACUGGAAAAGAAAGACAAGAAGCCUCCGAUUUAAAAAAGAAAAAAGGUGAAUUCUCCACUGAAGAGGCGCUGACUAUUCAGACGUACAAGCAACAGUAGCCUAGCUACACGGCUUUUUUCAACGUAGACUCCGCUCAGAAUUCAGAUUUGACGACCCAGGCGAAUAUACGUAUUAUACGUAAGAAUUUAUCGCAGAAUACGUCCUGAACUCUAUUUUGUGUAUGGAAGAAGUGAAUACGGUACGACUGACUUUGGAUUAUCGCAGAAGCCUCUUUUCUUACUGCAACAAGGCUGAGUACUGCGACUCGAGCGAGCAGCAAGGGUGGGAAAGCCCGAUGGAUUUGUGACAUGCGGUAUAGAAUGUUGUGCCAAAAUGUCUCAAAAUAAACGGAUGACAUCCUUAAAACAAAUGUACAGCAAACUUUCAACUCUGCUUUGUAAACAGUGGGGUUUAAAUAAAAACGCUAGCUAACUACGACCUGAGCACUGUUUUAAAAAAGAAGGUGCAAAACGAACGAGCAGCUGCGGGUUGUUAAAAUGACUUGCACGUUGCAGAAGCUGUCAACACAAUAAACUGCAUUGCCUCCACCAAUUCCGACUGGGGUUUGGACCUCGACUCCUUUACAUCUGGAAGUUCGGAUGCAAGUAAACAACUGGUGCGAGCUACAGAAUCCGGAACCUUAUGACGUGCUUUUCUUGCCGUAUGGGUCCUGCGUACUGGAGCUAACGACUCCCACUCAAAAAAGAAUCGUCUCUGUGCUGCUGAGAGUGCAGUUGCAGCAGCUAGCGUUAGCUGCUAGCUCCUCACCUGGCAACUAGCUGCCUUAGCCCAAGCUACAGCUGUCCUUGUGACACAUAAAGAGGACCUUUGUAUGAUUCGAGAGGAAGCCGACUGAAUCGACCCUGAGGCAACCGCGUUUGGGAGAGGGGGCCUGUACCUUUUCACAAAUAUCUUGGAUCCUUCGGACGGUGUGGAUUUGCUGUAACGUUAGUCCGCUGCUGGCUGGAUAGUCCUUUAAGAAAAAAACGUAAGCCAUUUACGUAAAAUACGUCUUAUUUAAAGCCGGGAUCGAGUGACAUUGCAGUCUUUCCCUUCCCAUCCCGCCCCCAGUGGUUGGGGUUAAAAAAUAACGUAAACUACGCUGGGUAUUACAUUUGGCAAGAGAGAGAAGGUGGAGCACUGUCCGUCGUACGUGUUGACGCAGUGGGAUUUCUACGUCUGGUCAGCGUUUCCCCCCGCCCCUCCCGCUGUGACGGUGAUGGGUCGGAAGCGGUGUGUCGGUGCAGAUUGUUCCAAGAUGGCGGCCGGGUGCUGCGGGGUGAAGAAGCAGAAGCUGUCGGGGUCCCCCGGGUCGGGGGGUCCCGGCGGGGCGGGAAGCGGGGCAGCGGGGACAGGACACUGCGGAUCAGACUUGGGGAUUGGUUCAUCCUCGACAGUGGCGGCGGGGAGCGUGAAUCGGGUGAACGGCCUGGGGGGUCCUGGGGGUAGCAGUAGCACCAACAGCACCAACGCGCUGUCCCCAACUCCAGGAGGCUACAACUCAACUGGCCUCUCCCCCAACCUCAGCCCCGGAUCCGGUUCGGGCAGCGGUGGCAGGAAGAUGGUUGUUUCGGCGGAGAUGUGUUGCUUCUGUUUCGACGUGCUUUAUUGCCAUCUAUACAAUUACCAGGCUCCCCGAACACCCAGGUUUACAAACGACCCUUACCCUCUAUUUGUCACGUGGAAGAUCGGCCGGGACAAGCGGUUGAGGGGUUGUAUAGGUACAUUUUCUGCCAUGAACCUGCACUCAGGACUCAGGGAGUACACCCUUACCAGUGCCCUUAAAGACAGCCGCUUCCCCCCCAUGACGAGGGACGAGCUGCCGCGCCUCUUCUGCUCAGUAUCUCUGCUCACCAACUUCGAGGACGUUGGUGAUUACCUAGACUGGGAGGUGGGUGUACACGGCAUUAGGAUAGAAUUUUUCAAUGAAAAAGGAUCAAAGCGCACCGCCACCUACCUGCCAGAGGUCGCGAAGGAGCAAGGAUGGGACCACAUUCAGACCAUAGAUUCCUUACUACGAAAGGGAGGUUACAAAGCUCCCAUCACAAAUGACUUCAGGAAGACCAUUAAAUUGACCAGGUAUCGUAGCGAAAAGAUGACGAUGAGCUACGCGGAGUACAUCGGCCACCGCCAGCACCAUCACUACCAGAACGGCAUCGGGCACCCUCUCCCACCCUACAACCAUUAUUCCUGACACCGAGCCGCAUGACCAGUCACUGGACCUCUCCGCGGACCUCUUCCCAGGAGAGCCCGCCCCUUCCUGGUCUAGCUAUCUCUACUACUGUACCAUUUUAUGAUGAUAGUUUCCGUUGCCAUGCUGACUGUUUUUCAGACAGGCGGCAUGGCAGCGGGCGGCCACAGCAUCAUUUGAUUAUGACGAGAAAAAAAAAAUCCUUUUAUCCUCCUUAUUAAGUUAGUUUUUGCAGCAUUAAUAAUCCCGUUUCCUCCUUAUUCUUAAAAGUAAUGAAUAAAUAGUCGAUUUUUUUCCAACAAUCCUAAUCAGGUUUAUUGUGUCUGUGGAUGGAAGGAAGUGGAAUAUAUGAUGGGUUAGUCUUGCAGAAAGGUAUUGCUUUUAGUUUGUGUAUGCUAAGCUUAGUAGUGCAUUCAUAUAGGUAAGGUAGUUUUAUUUCUUUUUUUCCUAUUUUAUAAUUUCUUGUCAGCCAGAUUUACAUUGUUUUGUGUAACAUGUUGGCAACUGCAGGUCUUGAGGUUUGAUUUAAUUUCUCUGUGUGUUUCUCUCUAGAAUUUGUGAUUGUCGUGAAGGGUGGUGCGCUUUUUGGAAACUUGUAAGUGAGCUAGGUGAAGCUUGAUGUAGGUUCUUGUAUAACCAGGAUUGUAGGAUUGUAGAGCUAAAGAGCAGGUCGCAGUUAGCCCAGUUAAUUGGUAGCCAACAAUCGUGUUAGCGUUUUCUCGUGUGUAAUUAGAAGCCAACUUGUAAUUGUAGACGAACCGGACAGAGUUUGAAACCGCUAGAUAAAUUAGAAAUUAGGCAAUGCCAAAAUAUUACUCAUGAUGCCACAAACUUGAGAGAAACCACCCUUGGGCAUUCAUGGUGUUUUUGUUAUAACAUCUGCAAAAUGGAAUUGAAUCAAGUUGGCUUGGUGUAACAGUCAAAUGUAAUUUUAUUUUAGCUUUUUACUAUUUUUACCUGAGAAAAGUAAUGGAGCAAGCCAUUCUACUUCAACUUUUUACGGUGGAGGUUCUCCGUUCUUUGCCAGUCUGUAUCAGAAAUAUUUUCUGCAGCGUAUGACUUGUCAUGGUCUCCAAAAAGCAAGCCUUGUGUAACAGGUUGGAACUAGUCAGGGUGGCGGGGGGGGGGAGUUUGGCGGCCGACUGGUAAUUCUUCACGAAGACGGUGCAAUCACUGUGCUCUCUGAUAAGACCUCCAUCCCAAUUCCCUGUCCUCGUCACCGAGAGAGGAAAACAAAUGUGCGAGACUUGGGUGUUCGAACAGGGGCGAGCUUAAACUUAACUAAAAGCCAUAUUUCUCUUCUAAUGCACACUUUUCGUCGUGACAGCGGUCGGUUGUUCAGGUGGCGUCGCGCGAUUGGCCGUUUCUGUUUCUGAGGAGACGGUUUCUCAGGGAACCGCUGGCUUUUGUGGUCCGGGGGUUCCUCUCUGGGCAUCGUGUUGUGGGCGUGUCCUCUGCUGAGGAUUCUGGGUGUGUAACGACCUUUCCCCGCCCAUCUGUGUCAGCUUUCUACCGCUGUCUGCUGUCAGCAUGGGUCACAUUUGAAAUACCUCAAGGCUUCGGAGUGCUGAAGGUCUCACAGUCCUGGCUGUACGUAGUGUAUCUGUCUGGUACCACUGUAGCUGAAGGAUAUUGCUGUAAAGCUCACAUUAUAUACGGUAGCAGCCAAAUGUUCCUACUGACUUGUGAAAACGUUAAAACUGCAUGGUCGUUGCCAUAAUCAUUAAGAACAUUUAUGGAAGCUAAUGUCAUGAUAAAUCUGGAGGUGUCAUAUUGAUGUUAUGUAGGUUACGUGUUUAGAGUGUGACCAUACAUUUUAUUUUUUGUUCCAAAGUACAUCAGUUGUGUAGUGGCCGUGUUGACGUCUAUUUGUGGUCUGCCUUUUUUUUAAUUCAUUGUAUGCUACAGAAAACUGGAGACAGUUGUUUCUUCAGUAUGUGUGAUCAGACAAGAUGGUUUCACUACAGUGAGUGAGCAUUUUCUUGUUCCAGUCAGUCACAGAAAAAGCAGGCAGGAGUAGACUCAGUGGAAACAUGGAUGGGUUGGAUAAGCCAUCUUAAAAAGAUCAAACUUUAAUAUCGAAGGGCAAAAAAUAGACGCUUUGCUUCUUCACAGUUCUCCAUUUAAACAGUUACUGGUUUCAAAUCUUGAGUCAUUUUAUUAGCUUAAAAUACCAGGACCCAUCUUUUCCUAAAUUUGUACAAUGUAUUAUAUUUCCAAUGUAUUGUAAAACAGACCUAUUAUUACAGGUAUUAUUUAAAUGCCUGUACAUCUUGGAUCCUUUCUUUUUAAGGCCUUCAGUUGAAGUUGCAAGUCCUUGAGAGAUCUUUGAGAUGGCUUUACACAACCUGAUCCACAGAGUAGUUUGUUUCUUUCUAUAAAAAAAAAAAAUAAGGGCUUUUGGGAUUCCAUCCACAGCAACCCUACAGCUCCUAGAAUCUAAAACAAAACGACCCAUUUCAGUUGUGUUGCCUUAAUGAGUGAUUUAAUAAACAAGGACCAGUACAUUAGCGCCACGGGCUCUCUUCUGUUUGAGUCACCGCGGUGAGGUGGAGGUCAUCAUGCCAACAGGGCAGGAAGCCUUAAUUAGGUCAGCACAGAAAUACCCUCUGUCACACGGUGGGGCAGAUGGCACUCUCAUGGGGCCAGUAGCGCUUAUCGCACGCACUCACAGGGGCACCUAGAGCUCCUGUUUUAGCGGGGGGGGGGGGAACCUUGGGGUAGUUUGGCUGGCCGUACCAACCAAGCCCCCAAGGGUCAUCUACUAUACUGGGUGUGUUCUUAGGAGGUUCAGCCAGACACUUUCCCUGAGUUUAAUAUUUAAGUAAAAAAAAAAAAAAAAAAAGUGAAACUGCAGUUAGACGUAUUUGAGAGAGAGUAAUAACAACAGUGACUAAUACAGACCAUUUUGCAGUUGAAUGGGAUUGUCAUGUCUUCAGUGCCUAGUAGGGAUAACUCACAGUCCACCUGUCCUUUGACUGUUUAUUCAUUAGGGUUAUGCUACUGGAACAAAUCUGUUUCUUUAUCAGAAAAUAAAGCUUUCUGUAUUGCAAUAGGUUUAACACCAUUAGCUGGCAUUUACAUGGGAACACGUCUGUGUGCUUUUUUUCCCGUGCGAAUGAGUUGUGCUCUGCAGAGGAGCUGGGCGCUAAUUUCCUGGUCCUUUAUAAUAUACAGCACAAACUGAGUAUUUUCUGCUGCAAAACCAAGUAUACCAAGUCUUUUUGCAUACAUAUAUGUUUAAUACAUAUAUGCAAUACAUUUAUUGCAUGUAUGUAUGUGAGUAGACCUAUCGUUUGUUCUCAGCAUGCUCCUUCUAAUGCUAGAGAUUAUUGAAAUAUUGAAAAAAGAGAAAAUGGUGCUAUUGGACCUCGUGUUGGGGCGGUCAUAGUCAUGUGACUGGUCAUGCGGACUCAUUAAUCAUAUCAACAAAAAAAAAAUUAUUAUCCUUGAUAUAUGCAGAUCUGUUUUACAGGUGUUUCUUAACCAGUGUAAUGGUGAAAUCAAAUCCUGCCGGUUUGCAAGGACAAGGACAGCGAAUCUUCCCUCUCCUCGCGGCCUGGGGGAAAUGGGCAUAGCUUUCAGCCCGUCUGUUGUGUAGUAGACCGUGGCAUCAAACGAGCGCAUUCAUUCCUGGACUGGGUAUAAUAACCAGCAGAGGUACCAGUCAUCUCUAUUCACUCUCUGGUCUGGAACAAAGGUACUCUCUCCUGUGCAAAGGGGGGGAACGUGGGGGCUGGUCGUCACAUGCUCAACAAUGAGAGUCUCACUAAAUCAGGUGCCCCCUUUGCUCACUGUGGGCGGGGCAUGUCAAAAAAGGUAUGGCCAUGCAUUUCUCUCCAGAGGGUCUGCUUUUGUGAAUGGUGUGGGCCUGGAUUCAGACAGGAGAAGAAUGAAAUGUUACCUGCGUUCAUAAUGGGGUCCUGGCAUAUUACUGUUUCUAAGGGCUUCACCUUUUUUUUUUUUCUUUUUUAUUAAAUCAUUUUCGGUUUUUCAGCAAAUUCAGAAUGCAACCCCUUUGACUGUACUUCAAACUUUUUUUUUUUCCCUUCUCCAGUAUCAGCAGAAAUGAUAAUGGUUACAGUGCAUAUAGAGAGGAUUACAUAGCCAGUCUGCAGGUAACAUUAGAGAGUUAGAGUGGGUGGCUGGAUUUGCACAGAGACCUCUACAAUUGAUCAGCAGAUAAGAGAAUUGAUGUCCCCCAACCCCGCACCUCUUCUACGACCCACAUUAAUCCCACAGUGCUCUCUUGAGGGGAUUACCAGAUCUUUCACCGUCUGUCUCCCCUUUAUUCUCAGAUACAUCCCUUAUGCCCCAGCUUAUAAAGGUCCUUACUGUUUUUUUUUUUUUAAAUUCUCCUGGAAUACUAAUUUCACUGCUUGAAGAGAGCUCUUAGGUAGGAAGUUCUUUUUCCUCUUUUCCUCCGAGGGUCCCUGAGGGGGGUCGUUCUGGCCUUCUGGCUCCAUGGGGCUUUAGACAAAUGUCCCUUCAUGGACCACCCCCUCAUUCCUGCUAUCUCAAUGGUAAAAGCAAUCUCCUGCUGUUUAUCAAGAAAAAAAUGUGAGCCGAAGGAAUUUCCCAUUUUAUUUAAAAAAAAAAAAAAAGGAGGGGGGGGGUAUUUUUACGAAUGCUUUCAGCAUGCGUCCGUUUUGUGACCGCUCUGGCUUCAUUCGGAUGGUUAAGGCGAGACACCGAUGGCAAAGAUCAGCCCCCGUUCACCUCCUCUCCAGUCCUCCUCUCCUCUGUCUCCCUUCAGGACUGAAUGUGCUUUCACUCCGGCUAAAACGCAACAUACCCGCGACAUGGCUGACGCUGUGGAAGCGCUAUCGUUUCAUCACAGCUGUUGCGCGGGGAAUGUUGCGUGCUAGCCGGGACCCCAAGCACACACACACACACACAAUGCUUUGUUUUAUCUCCGCACUUGUUCCAGUGUACAUUGUUCUCCAUUUCCUGCACAAUGAACCCUAAGGUUGAAUACCCGUGUCGUACUGCAAAGGUAGGCUGCUUCGCCAGGCUCUUCGGAGCCGGCUCUGACGUCUCCUCAAGGCAUUGUCAAUCCCCGUUUUGAGUGAUGUUUUUUUUUUUCUGUAAUGCUCCUCUGUAUCGGCGACAGCGGAAAGUUCUUUGUGAGCUAGAUGCCAUGCAAAAACAAAUAUGGCGAAGUCCACCGAAGGACCCUAAGCAGUAUUUAUGUAGGAAUCGACAAACCAAAAAAAAAAA
Molecule: messenger RNA, 7519 nt
Organism: Megalops cyprinoides (Indo-Pacific tarpon)
Lineage: Eukaryota; Metazoa; Chordata; Actinopteri; Elopiformes; Megalopidae
Gene: ammecr1
Product: AMMECR nuclear protein 1
Exons: 6
Coding region: 1328-2302 (324 amino acids)
Source: RefSeq, a predicted model, not a curated record